UCGCCGGAGGACAACCACACGUAGGCCAAUUCACGACUUCUCAACCCUCCGAGCACCCAAGCGCAAUUCCCUCGAAUCGGUCCCCCCCCUUGACUUCAGAGUUUUUCACGAUUAUUGCCAUUGCACACGACCGAGCCCGCGGUUACCACUCCCCCACUCGAGAGGACACGUUUGGCGGAGAGCUAGGAGAGGGACAUCGAAUUAUAUCUCCAGCAACGCUCGUUGCGAAGCUGGCAGCACAACAACAAGAUGGACAAGAAACAUGAGGAUGUCGCCAUGGUGGCGCAGAUUGACAAGACUUCUGUCUUCCAGGAGGCACGAGUCUUCAAUCAGAGCCCCAUAUCUCCACGGAAAUGCAGAGUUAUUUUGACCAAACUUGCGCUCUUGCUCUUCACCGGUGAGAGCUGGGGAAGGCAAGAGGCCACAACACUUUUCUUCGGAAUUUCAAAACUCUUCCAGAAUAAGGAUGCCUCCCUUCGACAGAUGGUCUAUCUGGUCAUCAAGGAGCUCGCUAGCUCCGCCGACGACGUUAUCAUGGUCACUUCUUCCAUAAUGAAGGAUACGUCAGUUGGAAGCGAUGUUGUCUUUCGACCCAACGCCAUUCGCGCCCUUUGCCGUGUCAUCGAUGCUUCGACCGUACAAGCAAUUGAGCGUCUUGUCAAGACUUGUAUCGUAGACAAGAAUCCCUCGGUCGCCUCCGCCGCGCUGGUCUCCUCGUACCAUCUCCUUCCCGUAGCCAAGGACGUUGUCAGGAGGUGGCAGUCUGAGGCUGCCGAGGCCGCAUCGGGUAGCAAAUCUGGAGGUGGAUUUUUGGGUGGAUUUGGAGGAGGCUCGCAAUCCGCACUGCAGGCUGGUACCAACUAUAUGACACAGUAUCACGCUAUUGGACUCCUUUAUCAAAUGCGAUCCGGCGACAGGAUGAGCUUGGUCAAGAUGGUCCAACAAUACUCGGCAGCCGGUGUCGUUAAGAGCCCUGCGGCCACUGUCUUGCUCGUGCGCUUGGCCGCCAAACUCGCCGAAGAGGACCCCAACCUGAGAAGGCCCAUGAUGCAACUGCUUGAUGGAUGGUUGCGACACAAGUCUGAGAUGGUCAACUUUGAAGCCGCCAAGGCCAUUUGCGACAUGAGGGAUGUUACUGAUGCCGAGCUUGUUCAAGCAGUCCAUGUCCUCCAGCUAUUCCUCACCUCACCUCGCGCCGUUACCAAGUUCGCUGCCUUGAGGAUAUUGUCAUCCAUGGCCUCUUUCAAGCCCGAUGCUGUUCGAUCUUGCAACCAGGAUAUUGAGGCAUUGAUCAGCAACGCGAACCGCAGCAUUGCGACUUUCGCAAUUACCACACUGCUGAAGACUGGUAACGAAUCAUCCGUGGAUAGGUUGAUGAAGCAAAUUACCGGCUUCAUGGCUGAGAUCACAGACGAGUUCAAGGUUACCAUUGUUGAGGCUGUCCGGACGUUGGCAUUGAAGUUCAAGGCUAAGCAGGCUGGUUUCCUCACUUUCUUGAGUGGAAUUUUGCGCGACGAGGGUGGUUACGAGUUUAAGCGCUCUGUUGUUGAGGCCAUCAUGGACUUGAUUCGAUUCGUACCGGAAGCCAAGGAAGACGCCCUCGCUACGCUCUGCGAAUUUAUCGAAGACUGUGAAUUCACAAAACUCGCUGUUCGUAUCCUCUUCGUUCUAGGAAGGGAAGGACCUUCAACACCACACCCAACCAAGUACAUCCGAUACAUCUACAAUCGCGUUGUUCUCGAGAAUGCCGUAGUCCGAGCUGCUGCGACAUCUGCAUUGGCUAAGUUUGGUGUUGGACAAAAGGACCCCGAAAUCAAGAAGUCCGUACACGUCCUUCUCACACGCUGCCUAGACGAUGUCGAUGACGAGGUCCGUGAUCGUGCUGCCUUGAAUCUGCGUUUGAUGGACCAGGAUGACGAUUUGGCACUGAGCUUCAUCCGAAGCGACUCCAUGUUCUCUCUCCCCGUUUUGGAACACCAGCUCGCAAUGUAUGUCAGUUCCGAUUCACGAGAUACCUUCGAGCAAGCUUUCGACAUUUCAAAGAUCCCCACUGUCUCCAGAGAGCAGGCAGACGCAGAAGACAUCAAGAAGAAGACCGCUUCCACAACACCCACCAUCAAGGCGCCAAGUGCUGGUCCUAAGGCUACAUCAAGAUCAGGAGCCGAUGCUGCUGCUUCGGCGACUGCUGCCGCCCAGAAAUACGCCACGGAACUCCAGAAGAUCCCCGAGUUGGCAGCAUAUGGCGGUGUCCUCAAAUCAAGUGGACCCGUCGAACUCACCGAGUCCGAGACCGAAUACGUCGUUUCCGCUAUCAAGCAUAUCUUCAAGGACCACAUUGUCAUCCAGUACGAGAUCAAGAACACCCUGCCCGAUACUGUUCUGUUGGACGCCCAAGUUGUCGUAACUCCCGAGGACGACGGCGAUGUCCAGCUCGAGGAGGAGUUUAUCAUCCCCGCACCCAAGCUUGCCACAAAUGAGCCAGGCACUGUCUAUGUUUCCUUCAAGCGCCUCGAAACCGAAUCGCAAUUUAUUGCCACUUCGUUCACCAAUGUGCUCAAAUUCGUCAGCAAGGAGAUUGACCCAAGCACCAAUGAGCCUGAAGAUGGCGAUGGUUACGAGGACGAGUACCCAGUCGAAGACCUCGAGCUCAACGGCUCCGACUACGUCGUUCCAGCUUACGCUGGAAGCUUCGACAAUGUUUGGGAGCAGUCAAAUGGCGAUUCGGCCGUCGAAACCCUGCAGCUCAGCGAGGUCAAGAGCAUAGCCGACGCAACCGAGCAACUUAUCAAGACACUUUCUCUUCAACCCCUCGAUGGCACAGAUGUCGCCCUUUCCACCUCCACUCAUACACUCAAGUUGUAUGGCAAGACAAUCACUGGUGGAAAGGUUGCAGCAUCAGUACGGAUGGCAUACAGCGCCAAGACUGGCGUGACUAUGAAGAUUGACGUGAGGAGUGAGGAAGAGGGCGUGGCAGCUUUGAUUGUUGGUAGCGUAGCAUAAUCUUGAUGGCCCUCCUGUUUUGAGAGAGCAGUACAUGGUUGUUAUCAUUGUUUAACUGGUUGAAAAGCGGACAUGAGAUAGAGAGAUAUGCAAUAUUAAGCAUGCAAUUG
Messenger RNA from Aaosphaeria arxii CBS 175.79, 3110 nucleotides. RefSeq names its product coatomer subunit gamma. NCBI's taxonomy places the organism in Eukaryota, Fungi, Ascomycota, Dothideomycetes, Pleosporales. The annotation marks the transcript as partial. Gene Ontology annotation, biological process: protein secretion; endoplasmic reticulum to Golgi vesicle-mediated transport; intra-Golgi vesicle-mediated transport. Gene Ontology annotation, molecular function: structural molecule activity. The record is from RefSeq and is a predicted model, not a curated record. Gene Ontology annotation, cellular component: Golgi membrane; endoplasmic reticulum-Golgi intermediate compartment; COPI vesicle coat. The transcript has 7 exons.